UCACUUAAAUUUAUGCCGAUCGCCUUCCACAACAAGGGCAGUUACGAACCUCAUGAUCAUCAGAAAGAGAACCUGGUGUAAAGUCAUAUUUGAUCGAACUAAGCCUACAGCAUUUGGUUUUCAUUUUGCUCCUCAUCUGUCCAACAGACCACAGUCCUCCGCUUGAACUCCUACUUAUCGUCUUGUUAGAGGAUGAGCAGCUUUUCGAAGAUGACCACCCAAAGCUUGAUCCCACCCACCUCGAGGGAAGGCUUCCAAAGACUGUUGAGCCGACCGAGUGAUGCUCUGAUCCCGUUCCUGAACAGCAUCUUGGCCGGCAGGCUUACAGCGACGAUCACCUCGAUCGCGGACACUGUCCAAGUCAUCCGUUCGGCCCCAGUCAUGAGCACUACUGCCACCAAUCAGCCAGAGCGCAUCUCUCAAUCCCUCGAACAAGAAUUGAGGAUCUCUGAGCUGCAGUCGUCUCAUCAUCACCAACAAUCAUCCUCACAACCAUCCAAUCCAACAGAGGAUCCCGAUCGUGAGGACAAGGCCGAGGACUCGGGUACGAUCUGUUAUGCGCUGGUGGCCAGGACCGAUAAAUCUGAACAGAUCGAUGUGGAGAUCCAAGUGGCUUCACGAACCUUGCACCAGAACGAACCCGAGAUCUCAGGUGCUCGAAUGGUUUCUAGGCAUGAUUCCUAUAUGAAAAUGAAUCGAGUAUACACGAUCACGAUCUGCGAUGUGCCGUGGCCGGAGAUGCGCUUCCCGAUCCCCUCCUCGCUCGACAACCGAUGGCUCUUCUGGCUCAGUCCACAGUGGCGCGGCUUGGGAGGGACAAGCGGGAGCGCGGGUAGAAGCUUCCCAGUAGUCGACCCGGCCAUCCAACACUGCUUCGUCUCCCUCGCCAUCUUCAGAACCGUCUCCGCCGACAACGUCCUCGAUCAGCUGGAAAAAAUCCUCUGGGUUUUCGCGAAUGGCGGGCCCAAAAGAGUCCCACGCGCCUUGCCUGAUUGGGUCCAAGCCGACCCGACCGCGACGCUCUUCGUCAAUCUGCUUCUCCAUAAUAACGACCAUCAGCUUGGCGGUGGGCUAGAGAAAGGUGCCUCGGAUGUUCCCGAAAUCAAGCACUCUUCUCCAGUUUCUUAAUUAAGAUGAUCGAGGUCCAGCAAACAAUCAAUACAAUUACCAUGAACCCUCGCUCACUCGAUUCCCCCUUCCACAAUACCGAAAAAAAAAAAUACUCACUCCCCCAGUAUAUACACAGACUUCCAAAAGACUUGACACUUGUCCUCCCCCAUCUGCCUUUCUUUUCCUUCCUUGUCAUUCAAAAAAAAAAAAGCAGGUUGAUCUUGAGCUGAUCAGAACUUUGGGGUUUUAGUCUCUUCUACUAAAGCCUCUGUUCUCUCUCUCUCUCUUCCUACAUUACAUUUCUUAUCUCAAGUUACCACAUUUUGAUAUCUCGUUGUUUGAGUUUUACUCCCCGAAAUCGUGGGGUUGUUAUAUGUACUGAUAGAAGACCUUAAUGUACCCCCCCCCCC
Puccinia graminis f. sp. tritici CRL 75-36-700-3 is the source of this 1520-nucleotide messenger RNA. RefSeq lists its product as uncharacterized. The record is from RefSeq and is a predicted model, not a curated record. Lineage: Eukaryota; Fungi; Basidiomycota; Pucciniomycetes; Pucciniales; Pucciniaceae. The transcript is spliced from 3 exons. Bases 193 to 1128 code for a protein of 311 amino acids.